CACACUGUGGAUCAUUAUUCCCUCUAGCGCUCGGAGUUUGUACUUCUCAGCUCCCAGUCAUGGCGGCUCAGACCCGGGCUCUGGUCUCCGGUCACUGGCUGGCAGAUGCUGUCAGAAACAACCUCGUCGGUCCAAAACUCCGCAUACUCGACACUUCUUGGUACCUUCCGAAAACGAAACGGGACCCAAAAGCUGAAUUUGCGCAGAAGCACAUCCCGGGCGGCUCGUUCUUUGACAUAGACGAGUGCAGCGAUAAGACCUCUGCCUUUGACCACAUGCUGCCCACUUCCAGUCACUUCUCUCGGUUUGUUGGACAGCUGGGCAUCGGCAACGACACGCAUGUGGUAGUUUAUGACACCAGCGACUUCGGCUCGUACAGCGCGCCCCGGGUGUGGUGGAUGUUCCGCUUGUUCGGACACAGUUCGGUGUCGGUGCUGGACGGAGGCUUUAAGAACUGGCUGGCGGACGGAUAUCCCGUAACAUCUGAGCACUGCGAGCCGGAGCCGAGAGAGUUCAAGGCGACAGUGAAUCAGUCCUGGGUGAAAAGUUAUGAAGACAUGUUAGAAAAUGUCAACACCAAGCAGGUCCAGGUGGUGGAUGCCAGGUCUGCAGGGAGGUUCAGGGGGACAGAACCGGAGCCCAGAGAUGACACGCUGCCCGGACAUUUCCCCAAUACGAUCAACAUGCCGUUUCCUACGUUCAUGGACGCGUCCGGGAAAGCGCUUGGAUCUGACGGCCUGUCCGGACUGUUCAGAGAGGCGGGGGUGGACCUGGAGAAACCUCUCUGGGCCACCUGCGGGUCCGGUGUCACGGCGUGCCAUGUUGCUCUGGCCGCUCACAUGCUUGGGCAUCCCGGGGUGUGUGUUUACGACGGCUCCUGGUCGGAAUGGUUCAAAAGGGCGUCUCCGGAGCUGAUUAUCUCGGAGGGAGAGGGGAAGAAGGUGUGAAUGAAAGAGGGAAGGAUUUUAAAGCAGGGUGUCGUGAUAGAUUAGAAAAAAAUAAAACCGCCUUAUAGUGCACUUUGUAUGUAUACUGUGCAGUUACCUGAGAUAUGUUGAUGUUGAACAAGUGGGCUCUAAAGCCAGCUCCUUUAAUUAGAGGGGGGGGGGGCUACUGUUUGAGACCCUGCUUCUUUCCUUUUUCUAUUUUUUUUGCUAAAUAAAUACAAUGCAGGUAACAAGAUGCAUCUCAUAAUGCAAUGGUUAAAAUAAAUGUAUAAAUAUGUGCGUACUCUUUAAGAGAGGAGGCUGGUGAGUCGUCUGUUUCUGUUUGUUUCUCUGGUCCAUUCAGACAUAUCAACAAAAAUGUUUGUUUCAUAAUAUACCAUGAACAUUAAAAGACAGUUGUGUCAA
Molecule: messenger RNA, 1352 nt
Organism: Labrus mixtus (cuckoo wrasse)
Lineage: Eukaryota; Metazoa; Chordata; Actinopteri; Labriformes; Labridae
Gene: mpst
Product: mercaptopyruvate sulfurtransferase
Exons: 2
Coding region: 60-947 (295 amino acids)
Biological process (GO): transsulfuration
Cellular component (GO): mitochondrion
Molecular function (GO): thiosulfate-cyanide sulfurtransferase activity
Source: RefSeq, a predicted model, not a curated record